GCACGCCGACCAGCUCGCGGUUCACUAAUACCUCGGCAACACACACACACACUCACACACACAGCCACAAGCGCCAUACAACCACACACACACACACACACACACACACAGCCACACUAUCCAGCCGAACACGGUCCGUAUCGAUUCUCCUCAAAUCCAAUCUGGGAUUCCAGUCAUGAGAGCGCGUUUGUCACGCUGAGCAAACCGCACCCCCCCCCCCCCUUCCGGGCGGCCGCCGGACUCGGCCCGACUCGGCCCGCCGCCUCCGGGACAUGCGGCAUGCGAAUGGCCAGGCGGCAUGCUGCAUCCGCUGCUUGACGAGAUGCGGAGAGGGCGGCGAGUGCUCCACGUCAUGCUGGCCGCGCUGGUCGCCGCGUGCCUCGCGCACCAGGUGGUAAUCGGCGCGCCCCAGCAGCAGCAGCCCCAGCAGCGCCAGCACGACGGCCUGGAGUACGCCCCCAAGUGGGGGUGGCACCUGCCCAGCGCCAGCGUCGCCAGCGAUGACCGGAGGGACCGGAGGGGCGACUCGGGCUCUGUGCAGUACACCGGCGGCCAGUCGCAGCAGCAGUCGGAGCAGCAAGGAUCGAGUGGCACUAUACAGUACGCUACAGCGCCCAGACGGCAACAGCAGCCUCAACAACAGAGCCCUCCUGGCACACUGCAGUACUCCGGCGGCACCCAGCAGCCCCAACAACUAAGCCCUCCUGGCACACUGCAGUACUCCGGAGGCACCCAGCAGCCCCAACAACAACAACUGAGCCCUCCUGGCACACUGCAGUACUCCGGCGGCACCCAGCAGCCCCAACAACAACAACUGAGCCCUCCUGGCACACUGCAGUACUCCGGAGGCACCCAGCAGCCCCAACAACUAAGCCCUCCUGGCACACUGCAGUACUCCGGCGGCACCCAGCAGCCCCAACAACAACAACAACUGAGCCCUCCUGGCACACUGCAGUACUCCGGCGGCACCCAGCAGCCUCAACAACACCAACACCAACAACCAUUUUCCAACAGGCGGCAGCAGUACCCUCUGGAGAGCUUCGCGGCCUCGGUGGGGCCCGGCGGGGCGGGGGCCUUCCCUCUGUCCAGCAGCGACGCCGGAGGCACGCCGGGCCUGCAGUACGCUGUGGGACGGGGGCGGCCGCACCGGUACGGCGCACUGGACAACCUGGACAGUGCCGCAGGGACGCUGGAUCCUCGUGCCACGGCCGCCGCACCUGGGCCCCAGUCCCUCCAGCCGCUCCAGCUGGGAGUCAGCCAGCAUCAAGUGCAGAACGCCGCUGGACACCCGGGGCAGGCUCCAGCACAUGCUCCAGCACAGCCAUAUCAGGGGUGGCUUUCGCCAGUCCAGCCGCUGUUCCGCCCGCACGGCCUGCAUGGUCUGCACCAGCACGUGCUGCAAGCGGGACAGCCAGGCCAAGUACUCGGACAGCAAGGAGGACAGCCGGGCCAAGUGCUCGGACAGCAAAUCACCCCUCAGCCCGCACAGCGGCCGGGCGGACAGCAGGCGAACGGCAGCAGUCCCGGCGACGUCCUGGGCGCCUUCAUGUCCCUCCUCAACUCCAAGGCCUCGAUGGUGGGCUCCGCGGUCCAAGGAGGCGUCCGCGCCGUCCUCUGGCUGCCCGGCGUCAUCCUGGACGCCCUUCGCGGGGUGCAGACCACGCCGACGACGUCCUCGGGGCGAAGAUGAACAAGCAGUCAACUUUCUGUCUUUCAUUUAUUUGCAAUCACUUUCAUUUUCUCUCCAAGUUCCCUUGCGAAGCUCCUGCGUUAAACCGCAAGCUUCCGCGUAGAAAACGGCAGUGAAUGUGAGGAAGCGUGGAACGAGGCUCCACGGAGUUUUGUUCCUACCCAGUAAGUGUAAGCCAAGGGGGACUUUUCUCGUCGGACUAAAUCUCGGCGGGUCAUACAUUAGCCGUCGCCGUGAAGUGCGCGAGGCGGGGUGGGGCAGUUUCUCUGCAGACGGGGAGGCGACUUGAAUGCUAAAUAAUCGAAUACGGCCACUUGCCAGUCGUUUACCUGGGCCUACGGCGGCCCACGGGGGAGGGGGCGGCUCCAGGACUCAGGCCGAUCCAGAUAAGCAGCCGGCUGGAGCAGACUGGAGCAGGCCGCCUUCGUGCCUGGAAGACCUAUGGAAGCCCUGGCAACUGGAAAUGAGCAAAGUUUAUUGGAGCCAGGGCGAUCCUUCACACGCCGCAGUUAGGUGUAAACGGCCACACCGCGGCCCGGAAUUAUUCCUGUGAUGGGGACCGUAGGUUCGAGUCCCGACGGCAGCGAAUCUAAUUUUCUUCUUUUUUCCCCCCACUUGCCACUUUGGCGACCCACACACUCCAUCCCCGUCCCCAUUUCCGGCCCGCCUUGCUGCAAUCCUGGCCGCUUUAAUUAAGCCCUUCCCUGUUGUUAAUGAACUUCUGGACCAAUAAAAACGUUUUACUGCGGCCCAAGA
This is a messenger RNA of Thrips palmi, 2446 nucleotides long. RefSeq names its product glutenin, high molecular weight subunit 12-like. The record is from RefSeq and is a predicted model, not a curated record. Bases 299 to 1690 code for a protein of 463 amino acids. The transcript has 5 exons. Lineage: Eukaryota; Metazoa; Arthropoda; Insecta; Thysanoptera; Thripidae.